AUGGAUGGAACACUCACAAAGGUCAAGAUGGCCUACACACCUGACUCAAUCUGGCGCAAUCGCGAUACUUUCGUCAAGGGCCGUGACCAGAUUGAGAAAUUCUUGACGGACAAAUGGAGUCGGGAGCAUGACUACAAAUUGCGCAAGGAGCUCUUUGCUUUUGAUGACAAUAAGAUCGCCGUGCAGUUCUGGUAUGAGUUCCGUGAUGAUGAUGGGCAGUGGUGGCGAUGCUAUGGACUUGAGGACUGGACCUUUGAUGAGAAUGGCUUGAUGAAGAAGAGGCAGAUGAGCGGAAAUAAUGUCAAGAUCAGUGAGGAGGAUCGCUGGUUCAAGGACGGCGUUGACGUCAACACUGUCGAGAUUGGACCAGAGCACUGGUAG
Messenger RNA from Fusarium subglutinans, 381 nucleotides. RefSeq names its product alcohol dehydrogenase. NCBI's taxonomy places the organism in Eukaryota, Fungi, Ascomycota, Sordariomycetes, Hypocreales, Nectriaceae. The coding region runs from base 1 to 381 and encodes 126 amino acids. The transcript is spliced from 3 exons. The record is from RefSeq and is a predicted model, not a curated record.